Molecule: messenger RNA, 2709 nt
Organism: Varanus komodoensis (Komodo dragon)
Lineage: Eukaryota; Metazoa; Chordata; Lepidosauria; Squamata; Varanidae
Gene: MTA2
Product: metastasis associated 1 family member 2
Exons: 17
Coding region: 148-2052 (634 amino acids)
Biological process (GO): negative regulation of transcription by RNA polymerase II
Cellular component (GO): NuRD complex; nucleoplasm
Molecular function (GO): chromatin binding; transcription corepressor activity; sequence-specific DNA binding
Source: RefSeq, a predicted model, not a curated record
CCGAACCGCUCGAGGCUUGGCCGGAGCUCGCUGCGUGACGGCGAGAAGCACAACGGCGGCGGGAGGCGAUGAAGAGCAGCCGGGCCCGGAGUUCCUGAGGGGGCCGCGCCGGGCCGGGAGUCGUCGUCGCAGGGCCCCAGAGGCGCCAUGGCGGCCAAUAUGUACCGGGUGGGCGAUUAUGUCUACUUUGAGAAUUCCUCUAGCAAUCCCUACCUCGUGCGCCGAAUCGAAGAGCUCAACAAGACGGCCAAUGGCAACGUGGAGGCCAAGGUGGUGUGUCUCUUCCGCCGGCGGGACAUCUCCAGCAGCCUCAACAGCCUGGCGGACAGCAAUGCCCGAGAAUUUGAAGAAGAAUCCAAGCAGCCUUCUGUGUCGGAGCAGCAGCGGCAUCAGCUAAAGCACCGCGAGCUCUUCCUGUCACGCCAGUUUGAGUCACUGCCGGCCACCCACAUACGGGGGAAAUGCAGUGUGACGCUGCUCAACGAGACGGACAUCCUCAGCCAGUACCUGGAUAAAGAGGACUGUUUUUUCUACUCGCUGGUCUUUGACCCGGUUCAGAAGACUCUCCUGGCUGACCAGGGCGAGAUCCGGGUGGGCUGCAAAUACCAGGCCGAGAUCCCCGAACGGCUGGCAGAAGGAGAAUCUGACAACCGGAACCAGCAGAAGAUGGAGAUGAAGGUGUGGGACCCAGACAACCCGCUGACUGACCGGCAGAUCGACCAGUUCCUUGUGGUGGCUCGAGCCGUCGGCACCUUCGCUCGGGCCCUCGACUGCAGCAGUUCCAUCCGGCAGCCCAGCCUUCACAUGAGUGCAGCGGCUGCUUCCCGGGACAUCACACUGUUCCACGCCAUGGACACGCUGCAGCGGAACGGCUACGACCUCGCCAAGGCCAUGUCGACACUGGUGCCCCAGGGUGGGCCUGUGCUGUGCAGGGACGAGAUGGAGGAGUGGUCCGCCUCGGAAGCCAUGCUCUUCGAGGAGGCCUUGGAGAAGUACGGCAAGGACUUCAACGACAUCCGGCAGGACUUUCUCCCGUGGAAGUCUCUGGCCAGCAUUGUGCAGUUCUACUACAUGUGGAAAACCACAGACCGAUACAUCCAGCAGAAAAGGUUGAAAGCGGCCGAAGCUGACAGCAAGCUGAAGCAGGUGUACAUCCCCACCUACACGAAACCGAAUCCAAACCAAAUAAUUUCCGUGGGCUCCAAGCCCGGCAUGAAUGGAGCCGGCUUCCAGAAGGGGCUGACCUGCGAGAGCUGCCACACUACCCAGUCGGCGCAGUGGUACGCCUGGGGGCCCCCCAACAUGCAGUGCCGCCUCUGUGCCUCCUGUUGGAUCUACUGGAAGAAGUACGGCGGCCUGAAGACCCCGACGCAGCUCGAGGGAGCAGCACGCAGCGUCUCGGAGCCGCACUCGCGAGGCCACAUGUCUCGGCCAGAAGCCCAGAGUCUCUCGCCGUACACAACCAGUGCCAACCGGGCAAAGCUCCUGGCCAAGAAUCGCCAGACCUUCCUGCUGCAGACCACCAAGCUGACCCGCAUCGCCCGCCGCAUGUGCCGGGACAUCCUGCAGCCGCGCCGAGCUGCCCGGCGUCCCUACGCGCCCAUCAACGCCAACGCCAUCAAGGCAGAAUGCUCCAUCCGGCUUCCUAAGGCGGCAAAGACACCCCUCAAGAUCCAUCCACUGGUGCGGUUGCCCCUGGCAACCAUAGUGAAGGAGCUAGCUGCACAAGCCCCCUUGAAACCAAAAACACCCCGCGGCACCAAGACGCCCAUCAACCGGAAUCAGCUGACCCCGAACCGAGGCUUGGCUGGCAUCGUGAGCAAGCGGGCAUACGAGAGUGGCGCUCCGCAAGGCGCUGAGCCACCUGGAGAUGCGCCGUGCCGCCCGCCGGCCCAACCUGCCCCUCAAGGUGAAGUCGGUGCUGCCCAUCCGGCCGGUGGUGGCCCCCCUGGUGCCCGUGGCCCCGGCCCAUCCUGCCAGCACCAGCGAGCCCAUCAUCCUGGAAGACUGAGCGCUCUCGCUUCUCUGGCGGCCCCUCUAGGAUUCUUGUAGCCAUCUUGCGCAGCACCAACUCCCCUCUCCUGUGUUCGAGGUCAGCCUGGCCGAGGGAACUUCGAGGCUCCAGUUGUGCCGAGCUUUCGCUGGGAUCAGGCCGGGCAGGAGAAGGACAUCUCUUCCCCUUCCCCGAGGUGUAUUUUCCUGGACAUCCUUUGUGCUCUUUUUUAUAUAUAUAUAUAUAUAUUUUAAGUUCCACAUUUUGCCUUUUUUUUUUUUUAACCCUCCCCGACAAUUCAGACUUGCGCACAAAGCUGGCCUCCUCACACCCCCCAUCCAGGGAACUAGGAGAAAUCUAAGUUGCACCCUCCUUCCUGGAGGGGGUGUGGAGAGACCACAGGGGUGGCACGGAAUUGGUGGAACACAAAGCCCCUUUCGGAGUUCCUCCCGUCCCACCCCCACCGCUCUUCCUCCUUCCUUUUUUCUGUCUGCGUGUUUUUCUUUCCGUGGGUCCUUUCUUUUGCAAGAUUGCCCUCUGGUCCCGGAUAGUCUCCUGUUUGGGAGCACAUUCGUCAACAAGCCCUCCCACCCCCCUGUCUUUGAUGAGCCCAUUUUUGUACAUGGUUUGAAGAGGAAAAGUCAGGAUUUUUUAAGUCAGCCUCUGGCUCUUAUAGCAACAAAGAAAAAAAAACAAUAAAUGCUGUUUUCUUCACA